Messenger RNA from Orbicella faveolata, 4647 nucleotides. RefSeq names its product CUB and sushi domain-containing protein 3-like. The record is from RefSeq and is a predicted model, not a curated record. Lineage: Eukaryota; Metazoa; Cnidaria; Anthozoa; Scleractinia; Merulinidae. Gene Ontology annotation, molecular function: calcium ion binding.
CAGUUCAUAUACAGGUAUCUUCCAACCUCACUCGCCCUUUCUGUUUACCCGCUCCUCGUUGAUGUCUCAAAAAAUUUCGACAUUUCUGGUUCUCAAUCUAGGCAAGCAUGAGUUAAAUAUCGGUUUCAAGUCCUGCAUUGAUCCUGGUACUCCCCAAAACAGUCGCAGAAUAGGCAGCGACUUUCGCCACGAAAAGAAAUUGACGUUUGUGUGUCAGCCAACUUUUAGCAUGAUCGGCUUCGACAGCCUGACUUGCCUUGACGGAGCAUGGAGUCACAAACUUCCGGUAUGCUCAGCAAACUGCAAGGAUCCAGGAAUUCCACGAAAUGGCGCGCGGACAGGUGACAAUUUUGAACACGGUCAAGCGGUUAGCUUCACGUGCAAUAAUGGCUACACGUUGAUUGGUAGCAAGUCAAUGGACUGUCGGAAAGGAGUUUGGAGUUCAUCCCUUUCCCAUUGUAAAAAGUCCUGUACCGAUCCUGGCAAUCCACAAAACGGACGCAGAAUAGGCUUGGAUUUCCGGCAUGGCAAGAAAGUGUCAUUUACUUGCCAAGCCAAUUUUAAAUUGACUGGCACUGUCAGAAUCACUUGCUACGACGGAACAUGGAGUAACAAAGUUCCCACAUGCAAAGCUGUUUGCCUGGAUCCUGGGAUCCCCGUAAAUGGAAACAGAAUCGACAAUGAUUUCCUCGAUGGACAGACUGUGGCGUUCGGAUGUCAACCAGGCCACACGCUGAUUGGGUCGCAGGUUCUACGAUGCGUGGCGGGAAAAUGGGAUAAUGACUUACCAGAGUGUAAAGCGUCAUGCCCAGACCCCGUUGUUCCUUUGCAUGGCCGGGUUCUUGAUUCUAAGCCUGGUAACCGACACGGAGAGCAGGUGACAUUUGCUUGUGAUCAUGGCUUUAAACUAACAGGAUCGUCAACCAUGAGGUGCAACAAUGGAAUCUGGAACUCAACUGCGCCCUUGUGUACAGAUAUUGACGAGUGUGCAGAGGGACAGUCGGACUGUCAUACGAACGCUACGUGCAUGAAUAGUGUGGGCUCAUUUACUUGUACAUGUAAUGCGGGCUCAGUUGGAGAUGGCAAGAUCUGCUUUGCAAACUGCAAGGAUCUAGGAAUUCCUCGAAAUGGCGCACGAACAGGCAAUAAUUUUGAACACGGUCAAUCAGUUACCUUCUGGUGCAGAAAAGGCUUCACGCUGAUUGGAAGCAAGUCAGCGAAAUGUCGAAACGGAGUUUGGAGUUCAUCUCUACCUCAGUGCAAAAGCAAGCAUGAGUUAAAUAUCGGUUUCAAGUCCUGCAUUGAUCCUGGUACUCCCCAAAACAGUCGCAGAAUAGGCAGCGACUUUCGCCACGAAAAGAAAUUGACGUUUGUGUGUCAGCCAACUUUUAGCAUGAUCGGCUUCGACAGCCUGACUUGCCUUGACGGAGCAUGGAGUCACAAACUUCCGGUAUGCUCAGCAAACUGCAAGGAUCCAGGAAUUCCACGAAAUGGCGCGCGGACAGGUGACAAUUUUGAACACGGUCAAGCGGUUAGCUUCACGUGCAAUAAUGGCUACACGUUGAUUGGUAGCAAGUCAAUGGACUGUCGGAAAGGAGUUUGGAGUUCAUCCCUUUCCCAUUGUAAAAAGUCCUGUACCGAUCCUGGCAAUCCACAAAACGGACGCAGAAUAGGCUUGGAUUUCCGGCAUGGCAAGAAAGUGUCAUUUACUUGCCAAGCCAAUUUUAAAUUGACUGGCACUGUCAGAAUCACUUGCUACGACGGAACAUGGAGUAACAAAGUUCCCACAUGCAAAGCUGUUUGCCUGGAUCCUGGGAUCCCCGUAAAUGGAAACAGAAUCGACAAUGAUUUCCUCGAUGGACAGACUGUGGCGUUCGGAUGUCAACCAGGCCACACGCUGAUUGGGUCGCAGGUUCUACGAUGCGUGGCGGGAAAAUGGGAUAAUGACUUACCAGAGUGUAAAGCGUCAUGCCCAGACCCCGUUGUUCCUUUGCAUGGCCGGGUUCUUGAUUCUAAGCCUGGUAACCGACACGGAGAGCAGGUGACAUUUGCUUGUGAUCAUGGCUUUAAACUAACAGGAUCGUCAACCAUGAGGUGCAACAAUGGAAUCUGGAACUCAACUGCGCCCUUGUGUACAGAUAUUGACGAGUGUGCAGAGGGACAGUCGGACUGUCAUACGAACGCUACGUGCAUGAAUAGUGUGGGCUCAUUUACUUGUACAUGUAAUGCGGGCUCAGUUGGAGAUGGCAAGAUCUGCUUUGCAAACUGCAAGGAUCUAGGAAUUCCUCGAAAUGGCGCACGAACAGGCAAUAAUUUUGAACACGGUCAAUCAGUUACCUUCUGGUGCAGAAAAGGCUUCACGCUGAUUGGAAGCAAGUCAGCGAAAUGUCGAAACGGAGUUUGGAGUUCAUCUCUACCUCAGUGCAAAAGCAAGCAUGAGUUAAAUAUCGGUUUCAAGUCCUGCAUUGAUCCUGGUACUCCCCAAAACAGUCGCAGAAUAGGCAGCGACUUUCGCCACGAAAAGAAAUUGACGUUUGUGUGUCAGCCAACUUUUAGCAUGAUCGGCUUCGACAGCCUGACUUGCCUUGACGGAGCAUGGAGUCACAAACUUCCGGUAUGCUCAGCAAACUGCAAGGAUCCAGGAAUUCCACGAAAUGGCGCGCGGACAGGUGACAAUUUUGAACACGGUCAAGCGGUUAGCUUCACGUGCAAUAAUGGCUACACGUUGAUUGGUAGCAAGUCAAUGGACUGUCGGAAAGGAGUUUGGAGUUCAUCCCUUUCCCAUUGUAAAAAGUCCUGUACCGAUCCUGGCAAUCCACAAAACGGACGCAGAAUAGGCUUGGAUUUCCGGCAUGGCAAGAAAGUGUCAUUUACUUGCCAAGCCAAUUUUAAAUUGACUGGCACUGUCAGAAUCACUUGCUACGACGGAACAUGGAGUAACAAAGUUCCCACAUGCAAAGCUGUUUGCCUGGAUCCUGGGAUCCCCGUAAAUGGAAACAGAAUCGACAAUGAUUUCCUCGAUGGACAGACUGUGGCGUUCGGAUGUCAACCAGGCCACACGCUGAUUGGGUCGCAGGUUCUACGAUGCGUGGCGGGAAAAUGGGAUAAUGACUUACCAGAGUGUAAAGCGUCAUGCCCAGACCCCGUUGUUCCUUUGCAUGGCCGGGUUCUUGAUUCUAAGCCUGGUAACCGACACGGAGAGCAGGUGACAUUUGCUUGUGAUCAUGGCUUUAAACUAACAGGAUCGUCAACCAUGAGGUGCAACAAUGGAAUCUGGAACUCAACUGCGCCCUUGUGUACAGAUAUUGACGAGUGUGCAGAGGGACAGUCGGACUGUCAUACGAACGCUACGUGCAUGAAUAGUGUGGGCUCAUUUACUUGUACAUGUAAUGCGGGCUCAGUUGGAGAUGGCAAGAUCUGCUUUGCAAACUGCAAGGAUCUAGGAAUUCCUCGAAAUGGCGCACGAACAGGCAAUAAUUUUGAACACGGUCAAUCAGUUACCUUCUGGUGCAGAAAAGGCUUCACGCUGAUUGGAAGCAAGUCAGCGAAAUGUCGAAACGGAGUUUGGAGUUCAUCUCUACCUCAGUGCAAAACAAAUUGCAAGGAUCCAGGAAUUCCACGAAAUGGCGCGCGGACAGGUGCAAAUUUUGAACACGGUCAAGCGGUUAGCUUCACGUGCAAUAAUGGCUACACGUUGAUUGGUAGCAAGUCAAUGGUCUGUCGGAAAGGAGUUUGGAGUUCAUCCCUUCCCCAGUGUAAAAUUGCAGAUUUUUGUGCUCAGCAUCGUUGCCAGAACGGUGCUUCGUGUGUUAGUGGUGACUUGAAGUACACGUGUCUUUGUAACAGCGGGUGGACUGGCACCUACUGCCAUUUAUCUAUGAACGAUUCUUUGGUCAAAAUAAAUUUACGUCCUGUAUGUUUCGGUGCAAAGGAUAACCAGUAUGGCAGUUUCAAUGUCCCUUACGGUGGCCAAAUAGCAGCAGUAAAAUUGGUCCACCUAAGCGGUUACGUGACCUGCGAUAAUAGGAACUUUUCCCACUGGUCUUUCUGGGGCUGUGGUAGCCAUCCUUCAUCAAAAUAUUACGUUGAUGUAACCAUAACAACAUCAACAAAUACGAUUAUUUCGCCGCCAAGCCCGAUCCUCAAGGACCAGCGUGCUAGACUGUGAUUCGAGUUACCCGGAUAUAACUCGUUUUCUCCUGAGAUUAUCCUGCCGCGUUUUUCUCCUUACUCGGUGAGCUCGGGCCAAGAGUUGCGACUGUGGUAUGGUGAGGAUUUGGUGGACUUCACUGAAAACGACAAUGCAGGAUGGAUCUGCUGUAAUGUUUACGCUCUGUAUGUCUAAUAAAUACUGAAAAGUUUUCGGUUGCAAGAAUCAGGAAGAUUGUCUGACUGAAAUGAGUCAAUUUUGUUUUCGCUUUCUGGGUGCAGCAAUUAAGGGUUCUAUAAAUUGUAGUAAAGGCAUUUAGUAUAUUAGUUAACGUUGUUAAAGGAAAAGGAAACACGGAGAUAAGAUAUGUAGAAAGCUGUAUAACAACUGUGUUGAAAACUAAGUGAUUAGAUGGCAAUAUUAUUGUACACCAUAAGGCUAGACACAUUAAGAAAGUGAAAUGAAGCGAGGGCAUUAAUUAAAAAAGUUGGUUCAUU